AUGGACAAUGGGGAGCCUCUUUUAAGGAUCGAGUGGAAGAAAGGACUGACAGAACAAGAAUCAAGGCAGGCUGAGGACAGGAAGCCGAGGCAAGCAGAGGAGAGAACGACCGAAUGCAGACAGAGAACUGCUGCACCGGCGGGACCUGCUUUAGUAUUGGCCGACAGUGUGGCGACCACGACCUCAGACCCCGACCUGUCGAUGGACCCGGAUUACUUCCUUGAGGAUGCCAAGGAUUACGUUGGGACAUUCUUUGAAAGCCUGCCAGUCCCAAAAGCAGACCCCAGCUGCUAUUCACCACCCAGUGUGCCACAUGGACCAAGCAGUAGCAGUCAUAGUAAUGACCACAGCAGCGGAAGUCAUCGAGGCAUGAUGUCCGAUGAGGCCAAAGCCACUAUCUUGCACCUACGUGAAAGCCUUGUGAGGCAGAAGGAAACCAUCCUGGACCAGCGGGAGACCAUCAGAGAGCUAAAUGCCAAGCUCACCUUGUGUGAGGGCUUUGGGGGUCACCAUAGUGUUGGCCAUCAUGACAGCCACCUUGACAAACACCACAGCAACCCUCACGACACCCACCCUAACACCCACCACAGCAACUUUGACAACCAUCAUGAUGACCACCGUGGACGUCACGGUAGCAAUCAUGGGCCAUCUUCAUUGCACCACGGGCCCUCAACACAUCAUAGCAAUGAUCCCCACUACCCCCAUGGCAGCCACAGGCCUGAUCCACACCACAGAAAAGGCUCUUCAUACAGCAAACACGGCACCUUCUCUCCUGAACAGACUGGAAAGACCCUGCAGACACUGAAGGAGAGGCUUGAAAACUUGCAAGCCAGGAACUCUUCCAGCUCUUACUCAAACUCCCUGAGAGAACUGCUCCAGCGAAAGAUCAGUGCCCUUGAAGAGCAGCUGCACUCAUACCACAGUGAACACCCUGACUACGGCCACCAUAAUGACCACCACGGAGAUCACCAUGAUGACCAUCCUGAAAACCACAAUGGCAACGGCCACAAUGAUGACCAUCAUGAUGACCACCAUGGCACUGGCCACAAUGAUGACCAUCAUGAUGACCACCACGGCACUGGCCACAAUGAUGACCACCAUGGCACUGGCCACCGUGAUGACCACCACGAUACUGGUCACCAUGAUCAUGAUGAUCACCAUGAAAACCACCAUGGCAAUGACCACCACGAUCCCCACAAUGGUAAUGACCAUCAUCCACAUCGGCUGCCUUCCAGCAGCAAAGAAACCAGUCUGCGAGGCACCGGGCACAACAAGCUGGAAACGGUUCUCAGCCAGAUACAUCAUGGCAACGACCACGCAAACCACAAGAAGCUUAAGAGUCCCAGCGCAUUCCUGCUUGAUUUCCCCAUGAGGACUAAUUACAUGUACGCCAGGAUGAAGAGGUCGGUGGUCAAUGAAAUCUUUGCCAUGACCAUCUGUCUGUGGCUGAAGCCAGGUGAAGGUCCCGGCCUUGGGACUCCCAUCUCCUACGCGGUACCUGGACAAGCUAAUGAGCUAGUACUCAUCGAAUGGGGCACCAACCCAAUGGAGCUGCUUAUUAAUGACAAGGCGGUUACAUUGCCCAUAACCAUGACAGAUGGGAAGUGGCAUCAUGUUUGUGUGACAUGGUCGACACGUGAUGGUGUCUGGGAAGCCUACCAGGAUGGAGUGAAGAAAGGCUCAGGACAGAACUUGUCAGCCUGGCACCCAAUCAAACCAGGAGGUGUUUUCAUCCUGGGUCAGGAGCAGGAUACAAUGGGAGGCCGAUUUGACAUCACUCAGUCCUUUAUGGGAGAGAUGUCAGAUCUACAGUUCUGGUCCAGAGUCCUUACGGCCAAUGAAAUCCAAACUCAGGCGACCUGUGCCGGCCACCUGGUCGGUGAUAUCAUGUCGUGGUCAGAAGAAUGGGUGGAGCUUCAUGGAGGCCUCACCGAGCUUCCUUUCGAGCCCUGUCACUAAAGAUGGACACUGAUGAUACCCUAGAAGCGGAGCUGUAGACUCAUUUGUGAUUAAAUACCUGUGUCAAACAUAGAAAGUGCAAAAAAUAUGGUCAUCUACCAAAAUGAGGAAGUAACACUUUUUCUUCGCGGGUUUUUCAUUGUUGUGAUCAACACAGCUUGGUUAACCAAAGCUCGGCCAUUGGUGACAGGCAGAGGAAAAAACUAUAUUGCAUUUUCUUUUUUUUUCUUUUUUUUUUUGCCAUUCCUGUCUGACAUGUCUGCCUUCUCCGCCCACUCCCUCACUUCCCCACUCUCAGCAGUACAGCUUUGGAAGCUCCAGAGAGCGCAGAGCUUUGGACUUACUGCCGUUAUGGCCAUGUCUGCGUCUGCGCCAAGGGAUCAAACAUGCGUAAUUAGAUUUCCUGUUCAGAAAAUCAGCUCAAUAGGUUGCUUGCUGCCAUUAACUAGCUUGCUGUAACAUAAACAUUACAGAAGGUGAACAAAAGAUUAA
This is a messenger RNA of Melanotaenia boesemani (Boeseman's rainbowfish), 2451 nucleotides long. RefSeq names its product neuronal pentraxin-1. The coding region runs from base 1 to 1959 and encodes 652 amino acids. The record is from RefSeq and is a predicted model, not a curated record. The transcript has 8 exons. Lineage: Eukaryota; Metazoa; Chordata; Actinopteri; Atheriniformes; Melanotaeniidae.